UGUCAAAUGUCAAUGUCAAAAUCAUCUGCUCUGCUCUUUCUCUUUUGCGGUGCAGUGAAACCGGAAGAUAUUCGAGAAAAAUCGUAGUUUUUCCUAUCUAAAUCGCGAAAUACAUCAAAUAAAAUAACAAAAUGUCUUUUAUUGCAAAGCAACUUGCACGUAGGGUAUUGACCCCGUCUUUUGCGGCUCUAAAGAAGGCUAACUUGUCUACUACUAGUGCAGUCUUAGCGCCGAGAGUUCAGAAACCAGCACCAGACUUCUCCGGCACAGCUGUAGUCAACGGAGAAUUCAACCAGAUCAAGCUGGCUGACUUCCAUGGAAAAUAUGUUGUGCUGUUCUUCUACCCAUUGGAUUUCACUUUUGUGUGCCCGACUGAGCUGAUUGCGUUCAGUGAUAAAGCCAAAGAGUUUGCCAGCAUCGACUGCCAGGUCAUUGGUGUGUCCACCGACUCUGAGUUCAGCCAUCUAGCCUGGACUAACACUCCUAGGAAGGAUGGUGGUUUGGGCAAAAUUGACAUUCCCCUGAUAGCUGACUACAAGAAGACCAUCUCACAAGACUAUGACGUCCUUCUAGAAGGAGGAUUCGCUCUCAGAGGUCUGUUCCUAAUCGACCGGCAGGGCAUCCUGCGGCACAUGUCAGUGAACGACCUGCCCGUGGGCCGCUCCGUGGACGAGACACUGCGGCUGGUGCGCGCGUUCCAGUUCGCAGACAAACAUGGAGAAGUAUGCCCCGCCAAUUGGAACCCAGAAUCAAACUCAGCCACCAUCAAACCAAACCCUAAGGACAGCAAGGCGUACUUCGAGAAGCAAAACUAAGAUAGGUAUCCAAUAAUUUUGUAUAAGCGACCACAAUUUAAUAAUAAAUAGCAUUUAAUUACCUUU
This is a messenger RNA of Plutella xylostella (diamondback moth), 881 nucleotides long. RefSeq names its product peroxiredoxin-2. The record is from RefSeq and is a predicted model, not a curated record. Gene Ontology annotation, molecular function: thioredoxin peroxidase activity. Gene Ontology annotation, biological process: hydrogen peroxide catabolic process; cellular response to stress; response to oxidative stress. Gene Ontology annotation, cellular component: mitochondrion; cytosol. NCBI's taxonomy places the organism in Eukaryota, Metazoa, Arthropoda, Insecta, Lepidoptera, Plutellidae.